Ogataea philodendri is the source of this 2046-nucleotide messenger RNA. RefSeq lists its product as uncharacterized. Gene Ontology annotation, molecular function: protein binding. The transcript has a single exon. Lineage: Eukaryota; Fungi; Ascomycota; Pichiomycetes; Pichiales; Pichiaceae. The coding region runs from base 1 to 2046 and encodes 681 amino acids. The record is from RefSeq and is a predicted model, not a curated record.
AUGACAAACAUUUCGAUAAGCUCCAUAAUAAACAAUAUUGAGAAAUAUGCCCACAUCCCAACAGGUAUAGACUACUCUGAAUCUCCUCCGCGAACUGUUCUGUCUUUUAGUGACGAUCCUGUGGUGCUCACUUGCGGCUGUGUUAUAGCGAGCACUCUCGAAAAACAACUGAGAAGUCAGUCUAAAACAUUUGGUUGUCCCGUAUGUUCUAACGAAGAUAGUGAGCUUUUACGCUCGUGUGAACCUUUACGUUCUAUUCUUGAAUAUAUACAGGUGUUGAAAGAUGAUUUAGAAAAGAAUUCGCUAGAUCUUUCUGAUUCUGUUUUACGCAAUCGAGACGAACCAACGGGUAACGGAUCUUCAUUGCUAACGGUAUUUCAUGAAGUUCUCAAUGAGGUUGGAGAUACUUUCAAACCCGAUCAGAUUGCCACCUCGAACGAAUAUAAAAAAAGUGUCGAAGAUCGGAUGUCCUCAAUUAAGAUUUUUGAUGAAUCAUCUGAUCAUCUGGGUGUCUCUGCAGUUACAAUGUUGUCCACGGGCUCAUCAAGCGAUAUCUUACAAAGACAGAAAACGAAGACGUCGUUCCAGGGCUCCAAUAUUACAAAGCUUCUAUCUUCAUCUCCCACCUUGGAGAAACAAAACAGAAGAGCGAAAGAACUCAAGACUAAUAAAGAGCUCCUGUUUUCAAAAAACUUCCCCCAUUACCGGAAGCUCUACCAACAUCACACCCAUCACUCCAGUUUUCCUUUCAAGAGCAAGCUAUUCAUAAAUACUGCAUUAUCUCCUGACUUGACCAAAUUUGUUUUGCUCAGCGAGAAAAAGUGGGAAGUGUACGAAAUUUCACCUUCCAUGCCUCAUAAAUCCCCAGUUCUUUACUGCUGUGGUAAUAGCAAUGGAGACUACGGCUCUGACUUUGAUUCACUUAUACGAGUUUCAAGAGCUGAAGUUAUUGCAAGCUCAAAUUUCAGUGAAAGUGUAAACGAAUCAAUGGAUCUACUAACUAAUUGGGAACAUCUUUCUUGCAAGAUAACGGAGAGGUUACUUGUUAUAUCAGGAACACGCGGAUUCGUUCGAAUAAUUGAUCUUAGUUCCAAAGGAAAGCAUUUAUUCACAUAUCAGUCUCGCUUUCCUAUUCGUUGCAUUGAUGUGUCUCCAGAUGAGCGAUUUGUUAGUUUGGGAGUAACAGGUAAAGGCAAGUUGGCUGGAUCUGAGCAAGCGUUCAUAAUUCUUUUGAGAUUACAGUUCACCGAAAAUUCUUUCAAAGGAUAUACAUUGCAGCAUGACAGUCUUUCCAAAACCAAUGAAUUUGAAAAGACGUCUAAAACUUCUCAAAGUGCUUCCCUUCUUGGGUCUAUCCAACAGGAUAUCAGUUUUAACCCUUCAAUUCAUUUCAAGUUAUCAAGUUUCCCAUUCACAUUGCCGUACCGUGACCCAAUAACGGUCUUGCAGUUCUCUCCAAAUUCACAAUACUUAUCGGUGGCCACAGCAUUAGAGUCCCGAUUUAUGGUCAUCAGUGUCUCGGAUCCAAGUCGCCCUGUCCUAGUGAUGAAAUCACAGCGAAAACUGGACACCUCUCUUGAAAGCGAGGGGAUCACAGACUUGCAAUUUUUCCCGGACAAUAGAUUGAUGACUCUUACAUCUGUUUCUUACAACUCUGUUCCUAUAAUCAUUGACACAAAAAUAACGUCUAUUUCCGGACCGGAGGGAAUUGCAAAUCCUAGGCUUUUAUCAAAAUUAGAUGACGUGGGUCAUACUAUACACAAAUGCUGUGUUUCGCCACGAGGGGACUCGAUUGCAUACUUGGACAGAUCUGGAACCGUGUACCUAAUGACAACCCCUCGGAUGGAUGACAAUGACAAUAAACGAUUGGUGAUUGUUACGGAUGUCAGUAAUGCUUAUCGAGUGAAAGAAUCAGCCUCAAUGCGUUUUGAUCGCGAAGGUUACAAAUUGUAUAUAUUGGACCGGAAAGGCGUUCUUACAAUCUCAGAUUUUACGGCCGGGACAGUUGAAGACCCUUCUAUUACUAGAUGCAAAAUUGUGACAUGA